GUGACCUCGCCCCCUCACCCCUGUGCUCCUAUGAUAUAUAAUCAGUCUCAUUCGCUCACAGAGAGCCGCUGCAGUCACAGGAACCAGAGCUCAGCUCCUCAGGAUGACGGGGUUCAACCUGCAAACUCUGAUCACAUGUCUGCUGUUGUCUUCAGCAGCAAUUGGGUCAGACCCUUCUCGCUCUUCUGCCGUCGCCUUGGUGACCAGUCCUCCAGAACACCAUAAUCGACGCAAAUCCACGACCUCCUCGUCUCCAGAGACAACAUCCUCCGCCAUAGCUGGGUCUGACAGUAGCUCUCCAACAUCUCCGUCAUCAUUCACUGAAAUGUCUCAGACAACAGAAUCUACACCCAUCACACUCUCCACCGCCCCGGACACCAGCAGUACCAUCAGUACUGACUCCACCGCCAUCUCCAUCAGCACCACGGACCCACAAAGCCCAAGUGGUGCCACCAGUGGCGUCUCUGACAUCACAUACACAUCCAUGACCCCCGGCACGUCUGAGACCACAGACGGUCCUACCAGAACCACCUCAGACCCAAUACCCUGCUUUACUGACACAACCAGAACCAGCGCAACAACCUCCACCAGCAGCUCCAUGAACACCUCCAGCACCACCGUAGCACAGGAGGGACAGAUGCCCAGGGCUCUGAGUUCAGGAAGUGUUGCUGCUAUCGUCUGCGUGUUCAUCCUGAUGGUGGUGGUGGUGUUAGGAGGACUGUACUAUCACAAGUUCAAGCGAGAAUCAUACGGCCCUCUGCUGGAGAGCAGCGACUACGGUACCUUAGGGAACUUCAGCAACCCCAUGUAUGAUCCUUAGAUUGUUGGGACACCUGGAAGUUCUGCAGCCUGAGCCGUUCCGACCACGAUGUGUAGCUGAGAUGUUCCGGAUGGACAUUUGUCCUUUUAGGACCUGUGGCUGAGUAGCCCGACUGGUUAUGGAGGAAAACGCUGCAGCUGUGGCUGCAGAGGUUGGUCGUCUGAUCAAAGUUACAGAAGGCCAGGUUUUUCAGCAAUAUUACGACUAGAUGUGUUGGUCGUGUUUUCACCAAGGCCAUGGUUUCUGGCUCCUCGGGUAUUAUUCAGACAAACUCUGAGAUGCGUAAUCCUAAUUUUCAACGCCCAAAGCAACAAGGGGUGCACAUUAAACUUUGUAAAGCCUAAAGUCCGUUUCUAUAACAGCAACUGUCAGUAUCUGAAACAGAAUUAGUCAUUAAGAUCUUCCAGGAUGUUUGGCAAAAUUUGCCUCCGUUAAUUAUUGUAAACAACAUUUUGUGCGAUCCGUGUUUUUUCAAUUCGUACACUGUAAAGAACUGAUGAUAACUAAUAAUAAUCCCAGAUUAGAUUUUAUGUGAAAAGUUGUCGACACACUGAUAAUAAAGGUGCAUUCUUGCUGAGAUAAGAUCAUUUUCAGCACGUUUAUUAGCUGAGGGUGUUUUCUUACUCAGAACAUUUUCUUAGUGCAGUUAAAACUAAACGAUUGGCCCGUGCGGCGGCGUGUUUGCAUACGAAAAGGUUCUCCGACGUAAACAUGCUCUCACUGAAACAUAGUUUGUUUAGUUUGUUCUUUGAAUAUGAAUAAAAACACAUCUUCAGAUGUUUUUUAUUAUAAUCUGUUUAACAAGUGACAUCAAAUCGGAACAUUUUCCACAAAUCUAAACGACAGCAGCAGUUAGAUGAUACAAUCAUUUAAAUGUUUAAGUAGAAACGGUGUGAGACACCGGCCGUGCUGAAGGAGUUUAGACUGAACGCACUUACAGCUCGUUUUAAUGGGUUUCAGUUACUAAAGCACGAAAACAUUUAAACUCAUCAGGAUCCGUUUCAGGUUCACUUUAGUCGUUUUCUUUUGUGUUCAGGUGUGAAUUUAAUUGUUUGUGGAUUUGACGUUCAUGAUUGUUGACGUAUAAAUAAUGUAAUCUUUAUUUUUGUUACAAUUUGUGUGAAAAAUGAAGCAGUUUUUGAUGCUGUGUGUGUGUGUGUGCGUGCGUGUGUGCGUGCGUGCGUGCGUGCGUGUGUGUGUGUGUGUGUGUGUGUGUGUGUGUGUGUGUGUGUUGAAAUAAUAUGUGCAAUAAAAGAAUGAAGAAUCUA
Molecule: messenger RNA, 2088 nt
Organism: Nothobranchius furzeri (turquoise killifish)
Lineage: Eukaryota; Metazoa; Chordata; Actinopteri; Cyprinodontiformes; Nothobranchiidae
Gene: parm1
Product: prostate androgen-regulated mucin-like protein 1
Cellular component (GO): early endosome; late endosome; plasma membrane
Source: RefSeq, a predicted model, not a curated record